Cryptomeria japonica (Japanese cedar) is the source of this 888-nucleotide messenger RNA. RefSeq lists its product as uncharacterized. The record is from RefSeq and is a predicted model, not a curated record. The coding region runs from base 1 to 888 and encodes 295 amino acids. The transcript has 6 exons. NCBI's taxonomy places the organism in Eukaryota, Viridiplantae, Streptophyta, Pinopsida, Cupressales, Cupressaceae.
AUGGUAGUAGCAGGAGAGGAGGAGGAGAAGGAUGAGGAGGAGGAGGUGGAGGGUGAGGAAGAGGAUAUGGAGGUAGUCAUCGGUGGGGACACCGAUUCUAACAGCUCAGACAGGGAGGGAGAUGAUGAUUCUAGUUCAGGAUCAUUGAGCAGUGGAAAGGACAAUGAUGACGAUGAGGGCGUAGAUGACAUUGGCAUACCUAAGUUGGAGGAUGUUCCUACUGCAGAGGGAGGUGGGGAUGGAGUGCAGGGUGGGGAUACAGAUGAUGAUGAUGAUAUGCAGGUAAUGAGAGCACAAAUUCAGAGUCUGGAGGAUGCAUUGAUCGCCGAGUGGAGGGAGGUUGCGAGUGUGUUCGAUAGAUCGUCAAGUGUGAGGAAUCUGGAGUCUGAGGAUGAGUACGAAGAGGUUGGAGAAGAGCUUGAGGUUGAGGAAGUUGAAGGACUAGAAGAUAAAAGAGAAGAAAUGUUUCAGAGAACAGUGGCACAAAGAGAUAGAGUUGAGAAUGGUGAGAUGAAGAUCACUCGAUGGAGGCAGAUGGUAGCGAGAUUUAAGGAUAAGUUCAUUAUGGGAGACUAUGAGCUGGAGUUGUUCAAGAUGUUGCAGAACCUGAAGCAGAGAAUCAUGAGUGUGAAGGAGUAUACCGAGGAAUUCUACAAGGUGAUGAUCAAUGGGAGUACUAAUAACUUGGUUGAGGAGAUGGUAGAGAAGCCUGGAUUGAAGAGGUUUAAGCACCCUUGUCCUUACAAGAAAUCAGAGUUGCAGCAGAAAGAAAGCAUUGGUCAAAGACAGUGUGCAGGUCUAAAUCAAGGAAAUAGAAAUGAAGAGAAUAAGGAGUUAGAGAAUCUGGUUGAGGUUCCAGAGGACAUAAGGAAGAGGCUUGCAGAUUAA